CGCGGUCCAGUACAUGGACAUUUGCUUUGCCUCGGUCUUGUGAAACUCAUCGGACUUCGCUGGCACGGGGGUGGGGUAGCAGAAGGAGACGGGCUCCAGGACAAGCAAGGCGUUCUCCCUCAGCGCGGAACCUUUCUUCUCCGGUCCGUGCAGGUUCCGGGAGCCGAGGCUCAGCGGGCCGGAAGUGAAGGCGGUUAGUUGUGGUGGGGGGGUUUAGGGACGCGGUGCGGACGGCGGUUUGUGGGCUCCGGGUGGGCUGAUUGUAGUGACCCGCGUCCCGUCUCUGGUCCCGGCGCGGCUGUGCUCGGCUGGUGCGCGGCGUCAGCGAAACGAACGCGGCGCGGACAGAGCGUCUGCGGCUGGGCCCAUGGCCUCCUGCGCGAGCAUCGACAUCGAGGACGCCACGCAGCACCUACGGGACAUCCUCAAGCUGGACCGGCCCGCGGGAGGCCCCAGUGCAGACAGCCAGAGGCCAUCUAACACCUACAAUGGGGACCUCAAUGGGCUCCUGGUUCCAGACCCUCUCUGCUCAGGUGAUGGUACUUCGGCAAACAAGCCUGGUCUCCGGGCCAAGCCAUCUAUUAACCUGCAGGAGAAGCAGGUCAUCUGCCUCUCGGGAGAUGACAGCUCUACCUGCAUUGGGAUCUCGGCCAAAGAGGUAGAAAUUGUGGCCAGCAGUGACUCUAGCAUCUCGAGCAAGGCACGGGGGAGCAACAAGGUGAAAAUCCAGCCCGUUGCCAAGUAUGACUGGGAGCAGAAAUACUACUAUGGCAACCUGAUUGCUGUGUCUAAUUCCUUCUUGGCUUAUGCCAUUCGGGCUGCCAACAAUGGCUCAGCAAUGGUGAGGGUGAUCAGUGUCAGCACUUCGGAGCGGACCCUGCUCAAGGGCUUCACGGGCAGUGUGGCUGACCUGGCCUUCGCACACGUCAAUUCCCCACAGCUGGCCUGCCUGGAUGAGGCAGGCAAUUUGUUUGUGUGGCACUUGGCUCUGGUUAAUGGCAAAAUUCAAGAAGAGAUUCUGGUCCACAUCCGGCAGCCAGAGGGUACGCCGCUGAAUCACUUUCGUAGGAUCAUCUGGUGCCCAUUCAUUCCCGAGGAGAGUGAAGAGUGUUGUGAGGAGGGUAGCCCAAUGGUGGCCCUUUUGCAUGAGGACAGGGCUGAGGUGUGGAACCUGGACAUGCUCCGCUCCAACCACAGCACCUGGCCUGUGGAUGUCAGCCAGAUCAAGCAGGGCUUCAUCAUGGUAAAAGGCCACAGCACAUACCUGAGUGAAGGGGCCCUCUCACCUGAUGGGACUGUCCUGGCUACAGCAAGCCAUGAUGGCUUUGUCAAGUUCUGGCAGAUCUACAUUGAGGGGCAGGAUGAGCCAAGGUGUCUACAUGAGUUGAAGCCUCAUGAUGGGCGGCCUCUCUCCUGCCUCCUGUUCUGUGAUAACCAUAAGAAACAGGACCCUGAGGUCCCUUUCUGGAGGUUCCUCAUUACUGGUGCUGACCAGAAUCAGGAGCUAAAGAUGUGGUGCACGGUGUCCUGGACCUGCCUGCAGACCAUUAGCUUCUCCCCAGAUAUCUUCAGCUCAGUGAGUGUGCCACCCAGCCUCAAAGUUUGCCUGGACCUCUCAGCAGAAUAUCUGAUUCUCAGCGAUGUGCAGCGAAAGGUCCUUUAUGUGAUGGAGCUGCUGCAGAACCAGGAGGAAGGCCGUGCCUGCUUCAGUUCCAUCUCUGAGUUCCUACUCACCCACCCUGUAUUGAGCUUUGGUAUCCAGGUUGUGACUCGCUGCCGGCUGAGGCACACUGAGGUGCUGCCUGCUGAGGAAGAGAAUGACAGCCUAGGGGCCGAUGGGAACCACGGAGCUGGUGCCAUGGAGUCUGCAGCUGGUGUGCUCAUCAAGCUCUUUUGCGUGCAUACUAAGGCACUGCAAGAUGUGCAGAUCCGCUUCCAGCCGCAGCUGAACCCUGAUGUGGUCGCCCCGCUCCCCACUCACACUGCCCAUGAGGACUUCGCAUUUGGAGAAUCUCGGCCCGAACUGGGCUCUGAGGGUCUGGGUUCAGCUACUCACGGCUCCCAGCCUGAUGUCCGACGUAUCGUGGAGUUACCUGCCCCUGCUGACUUCCUUAAUCUGAGCAGUGAGACGACGAAGCCCAAGCUGAUGACACCUGACGCCUUCAUGACACCUAGCACCUCCCUGCAGCAGAUUGCUGCCUCCCCUAGUAGUAGCAGCAGCAGCAGCAGCAGCAGUAGCGGCAGCAGCAGCUCCUCUCUCACAGCAGUAUCAGCCAUGAGUAGUACCUCAGCUGUGGACCCCCCCUUGCCCAGGCCAUCUGAGGAGCUGACCUUGAGCCCCAAGCUGCAGCUGGAUGGCAGCCUGACAAUGAACAGUGGCAACAGCCUGCAGGCAAGCCCACGCAGCCUCCUGCCUGGCCUGCUCCCAGGUCCAGCUGACAAAUUAACUCCCAAAGGGCCUGGGCAGGUACCUAGUGCUGCCUCUGCACUCUCCCUGGAGCUGCAGGAAGUGGAGACCCUGGGGCUGCGCCAGGCUUCCCCCAGCCGUACCCGCUCCCCCGAUGUUAUCUCUUCGGCUUCCACUGCCCUGUCCCAGGACAUCCCUGAGAUAGCAUCUGAGGCCCUGUCCCGUGGCUUUGGUGCCUCUGCUUCUGAGGACCUUGAGCCAAACAGUAUGGCCUCAGCUGCCUCAGCACUACACCUGCUGUCCCCGCGGCCCCGGCCAGGGCCUGAGCUCGGCUCCCAGCUUAGCCUGGAUGGAGGCCCUGGGGACGGGGAUCGGCAUAGUACUCCCUCCCUCCUGGAGGCCGCCUUGACCCAGGAGGCCACAGCCCCUGACAGCCAGGUCUGGCCUACAGCACCAGACAUUACUCGGGAGACAUGCAGCAGCCUCACAGAAAGCCCCAGGAAUGGCCUACAGGAAAAACACAAGAGCCUGGCCUUCCACCGACCACCUUAUCACUUGCUACAACAACAUGACAGCCAGGAUGCCAGUGCUGAACAAAGUGACCAUGACGAUGAAGUGGCCAGCCUCGCCUCUGCUGCGGGGGGCUUUGGCACCAAAGUUCCCACUCCACGGCUGCCCGCCAAGGACUGGAAGACUAAGGGAUCCCCUCGGACCUCACCCAAGCUCAAGAAGAAGGGCAAAAAAGAUGAUGGGGAUUCAGCUAUGGAAUCCCGGCUCACGGAGCGCCAGGUGGCAGAGCCCUCUGAGGACUGGCCAGCACUAAUCUGGCAACAGCAGAGAGAGCUGUUGGAGUUGCGACACAGCCAAGAAGAGCUGCUGCAGCGCCUAUGCAGCCAGCUUGAAGGCCUGCAGAGCACCGUCACGGGCCACGUAGAGCGUGCCCUAGAGUCUCGGCAUGAACAGGAACAGCGGCGGCUAGAACGGGCAUUGGCGGAGGGGCAGCAACGGGGUGGUCAGCUGCAGGAACAGCUGACACAACAGAUGUCCCAGGCACUGUCUUCAGCUGUGGCUGGGCGGCUGGAGCGCAGCAUACGGGACGAGAUCAAGAAGACGGUGCCUCCAUGUGUCUCUAGGAGUCUAGAGCCUGUGGCAGGCCAACUGAGCACCUCAGUGGCCACCAAGCUCACAGCUGUGGAAGGUAGCAUGAAAGAGAAUAUCUCCAAGCUGCUGAAAUCCAAGAACUUGACAGAUGCCAUUGCCCGAGCAGCUGCAGACACGUUACAGGGACCAAUGCAGGCUGCCUACCGUGAAGCCUUCCAGAGUGUGGUGCUGCCUGCCUUUGAGAAGAGCUGCCAGGCCAUGUUCCAGCAGAUCAAUGAUAGCUUCCGACUGGGCACACAGGAAUACUUGCAACAGCUAGAGAGCCACAUGAAGAGCCGGAAGGCACGAGAGCAGGAGGCACGGGAGCCUGUGUUGGCCCAGCUUCGGGGCCUGGUCAGCACGCUGCAGGGUGCCACCGAGCAGAUGGCAGCCACUGUGUCCAGCAGUGUUCGGGCUGAGGUGCAGCACCAGCUGCACUUGGCAGUGGGCAGCCUGCAGGAGUCCAUUUUAGCACAGGUGCAACGCAUUGUUAAGGGUGAGGUGAGUGUGGCACUCAAGGAGCAGCAGGCUGCUGUCACCUCUAGCAUCAUGCAAGCCAUGCGCUCAGCUGCUGGCACACCUGUCCCUGCUGCUCAUCUGGACUGCCAGGCCCAGCAAGCCCAUAUCCUGCAGCUGCUGCAGCAGGGCCACCUCAAUCAGGCCUUCCAGCAGGCCCUGACAGCUGCCGACUUGAACCUGGUGCUGUACGUGUGUGAAACUGUGGAUCCAGGCCAGGUUUUUGGGCAGCCCCCCUGCCCACUCUCCCAGCCCGUGCUUCUUUCCCUCAUCCAGCAGCUGGCCUCUGACCUUGGCACCCGAACUGACCUCAAGCUCAGCUACCUAGAAGAUGCUGUGAUGCACCUGGACCACAGUGACCCUAUCACUCGGGACCACAUGGGCUCCGUCAUGGCCCAGGUGCGCCAGAAGCUCUUCCAGUUCCUGCAGGCCGAACCACACAACUCACUUGGCAAAGCAGCCCGGCGUCUCAGCCUCAUGCUGCAUGGCCUUGUGACCCCCAGCCUCCCUUAGCUAAGCCUGCCUUGCCCAGGGGUGGGGUGGCACUGAAGGCCAGUAGACAGGCCAGGCCAAAGCAGGAUCAUGUCUACCCAUUACCUGCUUAGGCUUCCACCUCUGGGGUGUUUUGGGGGGAACACUGGUUGUGGUUAUGGUAACCAACAGGUUUAGGCUGGGCCCAGGGCGGGUAUUGUGCCUUCUUGGGUUCUGCCAUGCCUGGAGCAUGACCCCCGAGAUUGUGACACCACUUGAGUUGAAUUUUCCAUGUUUAUUUUUACCUCUGUUUUGGACCUUUUUUGUUUUUGAAAACAUUGAGAAAUUUAAUUAAAUGCUUUUGGAAUAAAA
This is a messenger RNA of Artibeus jamaicensis (Jamaican fruit-eating bat), 4906 nucleotides long. RefSeq names its product enhancer of mRNA decapping 4 (gene EDC4). Gene Ontology annotation, molecular function: protein binding. The coding region runs from base 368 to 4576 and encodes 1402 amino acids. The record is from RefSeq and is a predicted model, not a curated record. Gene Ontology annotation, cellular component: P-body. The transcript is spliced from 29 exons. Lineage: Eukaryota; Metazoa; Chordata; Mammalia; Chiroptera; Phyllostomidae. Gene Ontology annotation, biological process: deadenylation-independent decapping of nuclear-transcribed mRNA.